Messenger RNA from Botrytis cinerea B05.10, 1474 nucleotides. RefSeq lists its product as hypothetical. NCBI's taxonomy places the organism in Eukaryota, Fungi, Ascomycota, Leotiomycetes, Helotiales, Sclerotiniaceae. The transcript has a single exon. The record is from RefSeq and is a predicted model, not a curated record. Bases 204 to 1172 code for a protein of 322 amino acids.
GGAUCCUUGUCUCACACCCAAUGAACUCACAAUAACCUGAAUAAUUGGUGAUGCUAGCCAAGGCGUGCUAACCCAUUAAUGGCCCCGCUUCAGUCUUGAGCCCUUCAGCGUCUCUAGAACCCGCACUCUCCCUCGCACUGUCCUCUCUACUUCCAUUCAACAAUCUUCACUCAACCAAACCCAUCCGAUCAAGCCCACUCGGUAUGGCUUCCUUAAAUGACAGACUCAAAAGCCGCUCAGAGUUUCAUAUAUUACAUAAGGAUGCAAUAGACGCUGAGCUCGAGGAAGCAGGCUAUGACGACUCCAAUGCAUUCUGGCACAAAGCCCGGUUAUUCACGAGAACCAUUGCUAGUCGAUACGCACAAACUGGGCUUACUCAUCCUAUAGAGCUGUACGAGUACGACCUCCGCGAGCUAUGGUAUAUGUGCGUACAAGGAGCCAGACUUAUAACUGCAGACCACCCUGCGCAAGACAGAUUGGUGAGCCAAGUGCUACAUACAAGGGAGAUGGGUGUUCUUUCUCGGAAGAUUGUGGAUUCAAAGGAGAAGAGGGAUGAUCCAGAGAUGGAAAUAGCAACUACCUCCGAUGGUAACAUAUGGAGCGAUCUUCCUUUCCUCGUGGAAGAAAUACGAGCAGCAUGGGCUAUCUCCACAAGCAUCCCUGCCGCCCAGCGCCACAACCUAAGUGCUUUCGUCGCCCGACUCGCCUCUGUUGGAGUUCGUGAUCCUGAGUUGUGCCUGGUUGCGAUUUGGAUCCUGCGUGAUACCCUUGAGACCCCGCGGCCGUUGACAAGUGGAGCAGAAGCUACUAGCCACGAUUCUGAGAAACGCCUGACUACUAUUGCGGACCUUCUACCCGCCGCAAUAGUGUGGUUUCAGUACUGCGGCCACAAAAUCGAAACCCUCUGCAUUCUGAAUCAGAAUUUCGAAUCCGGUCUUUCAGAAACGGGGGAGUUGGCCAAAAACGCACAGAUUAUGCCCAAUUCGGGAUUUAGUGCAGCCAGGUGGAUAUUUUGGAGGGAUAGGCUUGAAGAGAUCAGUCGUUGUGGGAAUGAAGAGGUCGCACCGCUGGCAUCGAAAGCAUGGAAAACGAUGAAGUUCUGGGGUGAAAGAAUUGAGUCUAUAGAUGGCACCAAGCAGGACAUGGAGUGGUAUUAUAAGAGAAAGCAGUGAUAUAGGGUAGAAGACGAUAUAAAGGCUCUAGGUCUACUUUAAUCGAUAUACAUGGGAUAUUGAAAGGCGGAAUUGGAAUUCAUGAGAAAAGUUAUCUGGGUUGUUCUGAGUGAUGGCCCACAAGAUAUGAUGUUGGUCCACCAGUGGGUGCACGGACUUACGGGACACACGUUUUUUGAAAAUAUUUUUAAAAUAAACAAUCCUAAAUAUAAAUAAUCAAUUCAAUUUCGAAAUACUAUUAAAUAUAUAAUCAAUUAAAUGUAAGGUUAUUUCUAUUAAUAAAAAAUUAUAUAGAAAAUAUA